AUGGAGGCUCAACCAAAUUUCCAAACCUUUAAGGGUAAGGUCGCUAUCAUUACAGGCGCUUCUCGAGGCCUUGGAGCAGGGUUUGCUUACGAACUCGCCAAACGAGGCGCAAAGGUCGUCGCUACAUACACUUCCCCGAGCAGCGAAAGGCUAGUGAAGGAGUUGUCCGACAAAAUCGCAUCACUCAAUCCACCAUCAGAAUGUAUUGGCGUCAAAGCAGAUCUCAAAGACGAGUCAUCUCCCGCAGAGAUCGUUCGCCAAGCUGUCGCUGCAUUCGGCCAUCAAAUCGAUAUCCUUGUCAACAACGCUGGUAUGGAAGUCGUCAAAUCUCAUACUGACAUCACAACAUCCGACUUUGACUCAAUCUUCUAUCUCAACGUUCGCGCUCCUCUUCUUCUUCUCCAAGCUGUAAAACCCUAUCUCCCUUCCUCAGGUGGCGGCCGUAUCAUCAACAUCUCAUCUGUUGGCGCACGCUGCGGUUUCAAGAACCUCUCCCUGUACUGCGCUUCCAAAGCUGCACUUGAAGGACUCACUCGCUCAUGGGCAGCUGAGCUAGGUGAAGAGGGUCAUACGGUAAAUGCGGUUAACCCUGGACCUGUGCAGAGUGAUUUACUGGAUAAUAUUCCAAAGGAGAUUGUAGACAUGCAGAAGAAGCAGACUGCAGCGGGGAAUAGGUUGGGUGAGGUUGAUGAUGUUGCGCAAAUUGUUGCAUGGUUGGCUUCGGAGGAGAGUAGGUGGAUUACGGGACAGGCGUUAUCUGCCAGUGGUGGGUUGGAGAUGUAUUAG
Fusarium redolens is the source of this 786-nucleotide messenger RNA. RefSeq lists its product as uncharacterized. Lineage: Eukaryota; Fungi; Ascomycota; Sordariomycetes; Hypocreales; Nectriaceae. The transcript is spliced from 2 exons. Bases 1 to 786 code for a protein of 261 amino acids. Gene Ontology annotation, molecular function: oxidoreductase activity. The record is from RefSeq and is a predicted model, not a curated record.